Molecule: messenger RNA, 558 nt
Organism: Aspergillus chevalieri
Lineage: Eukaryota; Fungi; Ascomycota; Eurotiomycetes; Eurotiales; Aspergillaceae
Exons: 2
Coding region: 1-558 (185 amino acids)
Source: RefSeq, a predicted model, not a curated record
AUGGCUUGGGAAUUUGUCGUCGGGGUUAUACUGUCCAUCCUAUACCUGAUCUUGUAUCCUCUGGCUUAUGCGAUAUGGGGGAUUCUUAAGCUAUUGCAUUUAUUUGCCACGCUGUUUGCUAGCCUGGGACUCAGUGUUCUACAUCUCACCCUUUGGCCGUUCAAAUUCCUUGCGAGAUUCGAGGUACUCUUCAUAUACCUGGUAAUGGCCAUACUUAUUGGCACAAUUUCAGGCCUGGUUAUAUACUGCGCCUGCACCUUCACCGUGGACUAUCUUCCUGGGUUUGUCCUAGGAUCAUCACGGUCUCUUUCGUUAUCCAAAGAGCACCCAAAAGAGAAAGGUCGCCAGCCGAAUACUGAGCUUAGCAGUCGAAGUCUUUCUGAUAUCCCUUCUUACAAGUAUGGGACUGUGUCCAGUGACUACUACGCUAGAUGGGUUGACCGAAAGGACACCAGACCGCUCUCUUCGACGAUCUUGGAGGAAGAAGAAUCCGACGGAGACUCUGACGACACCGUUGGGUAUGGAUAUAAAGAGGAAAAGAAAGAAGUUGAUUCUUGA